AUGACUCACAGUCAAGCCAAAGCGUCAUGUUUCGUCGUUACGAGUAUAUGGGUCGGAACAUGCUACGGAAUGUCGAUCAGUCAAAAAAAAAUUUCAUUGAGCGAAAACGCUUUUCGGCAAAUGCAUCCAUCGAGGGUCUUUGCAGAAAAGAACCUCGGUUUGCUUCGCUCCAGGGGCUACGAAGACGCCACAGGCUUGCAUGGUGCCUCCGAUGAUUCUUGUGAAACCAUUGAAAGAAUUUCAAGAAAGGACCACCUCAGUGAGGCGUACCAAAUGGGCCAGUAUUUGUUCGGCACUGUCGCCACACUGCUGUUUCUAAUUCCGGAUCGCACCAUGACAAAAAGGCUUGCGUCGAAAUUGGCGGGUGUCGCCGGUUUUGGGACAGCUGCCGGAACUUGUCACAUCCUGGCAUGUGCGAAUGAGCACAAUCGACUAGGUAGCGACACAUACAAACGCCUAAACAUUGGCCUGUUUGGCUUUUCUAUGAUUGGUUUAGCGUCAAUUCCGGGUGAAGCUGGCUUUUGUCGGAGCGCGGGAGCCGCUAUGAUAUUUUCGUCUUUCAUGGGUAUUGUACGCUUAUUCGCAACGGUAGUGUCGUUUAUGGGGUGGAAGCGUGGUAUCGAUCAGCGCGACGGGAUGAACUUAGUGACAUCCAAAAUGACGAAUGAGCUGUGGAAAGGUACCAAGAGAACCUUUGAAGGUCUCAAGGUGCAGCAUAAGAAAAAGGCUUUGACUUAUCGAAACAGUCUAAUUCUUGUACUGUUUGGUGUCUUCUCAAGUUUCAUGGAGGGGCUCUUCAAGUUGAGGUAUCGGAAAGCGCUCCGACUUAGCUGGUUCGACGUUAGUCUCCAGUGGUCCGCCAUUGCGCGUUUGUUUUUAAUUUCAACCAUGAUCUACUCAUUGAAAGAUGCGGCCGAACGGGAUCGAUUGACUGGUUCCACAUUCAUUGAGCUCAACAUCUUGGUCGGAUGCUGGGCCCUGCUCGUAGCGAUGGGUCAAUCCAUAUGGCAAAUCAAUUUUGUUGCUAGCCGGGGUGUGGAAUUCUUCGCUUUUUCUAUGCCGUUCUUCAUCAAGGCAAUCAAAUCGGUAAAUGAACGAAAUUCUCAUGCGCGGAUCUCCCCAACCUCCAAGUAGGCGUAUUAUGUUGACAAUGAGUAAAAGCGCAAUUAUUUAUAUUAAAAAAUACACAUUU
Molecule: messenger RNA, 1192 nt
Organism: Phaeodactylum tricornutum CCAP 1055/1
Lineage: Eukaryota; Bacillariophyta; Bacillariophyceae; Surirellales; Neidiaceae
Exons: 2
Coding region: 1-1134 (377 amino acids)
Source: RefSeq, a predicted model, not a curated record